AUGACAGAACGGUGAGUUAAACUUGAGAGUAGUUGAUAUUUAGUCCCCCGUUACCAUGUGCCGUGAUAAUUUCAACAUUUAGUAAGGACGACGAGCAACAUAGUCUAGAAGAUCGCCAGCGUCCCAUCGUUUAUCAUGCCGAUUACAAUGUAUCUGCGUUUGGAAUCGAACAUUUCCAUCCGUUCGACUCGUGGAAGUGGAAAAGAGUCAUCGAUUAUCUGAAGGAAUGGGAGCUCAUCACUGAUGCCACGAUCGUCGAACCGACUCUUCCGACGUUUGAAGAGCUCACCAGAGUUCACGACAGAAAGUAAUUAUAUUGUUUACAAAGAGUUCUAGCCAGUGCGGUAGAGCGCAAUAACUAACCGAUUGUAGAUAUCUGAAAAGCGUGCGAAAUCCUCUGAAGGCGGCCCAAAUAGUUGAAGUGGGAUUCGUGACGUGUCUGCCGCCGUGCGUGAUCGAGAGCAAACUUCUUCAUCCUCUCCGGUACUCCCCAUCCACCCUCCUGCCCGUUUCAAACGAUUUCGUGUUCAGACUUCAAGCCGGCGGUUCGGUCCUGGCUGCCAAUUUGGCUUUGAAGCACGGCUGGGCGAUCAACGUGGGCGGCGGAUUCCAUCACGCGUCACGUAUGUUUUGCCACUAGUCGCCGUCGAGGGAUUGUAUUAAUACAGCCAGCAAUUAUCGUUGCUUUCAGACGCGGACGGCGGCGGAUUCUGUUUUUACGCCGACAUCACCAUGGCAAUCCGCGAUUUGUUCGAAAGAAGAGCGGUGAAGAACGCGAUUGUUGUCGACUUGGACGCGCAUCAGGGGAACGGCCACGCGCGCGACUUCGCCGACGACGAGCACGUCUUCGUGUUUGACGUCUUCAAUCCGUACGUGUAUCCGCACGAUCGCGAGGCUCGCCAGUUCAUCAACAAGGCGGUGCACGUGGAUCGUCACACGACCGACACCUCCUACCUCUCGUACGUGCCGCCGCGCCAGCUUCAUCUCACUGACCCAGAUCUUUUCAGCGAAUUGCGUAAACAACUGAAGAAGUGUCUGACUGACCGCGAGACGCGAACACCUCCUGGAUUCGACUUCAUUCUGUACAACGCCGGAACGGACUGUCUUUACGGAGAUCCACUGGGUGCAAUGAACUUGAGCCCACAGGUAAAGUGAAACGAAUACUUUAAGUACCAUUUUGACUUCUUUCAGUGCAUAAUCUCUCGUGACGAGGUGGUUUUCGAGAUGGCCAAGUCGAGAGGCAUCCCCAUCUGCAUGCUAACAAGCGGUGGAUACCAGAAGAGCAACGCGUUGCUCAUCGCCAAGUCGAUCGAGAAUCUCAAUGAAAAGAAACUGAUCAAUCUCUGCUGA
Molecule: messenger RNA, 1350 nt
Organism: Caenorhabditis sp. 36 PRJEB53466
Lineage: Eukaryota; Metazoa; Nematoda; Chromadorea; Rhabditida; Rhabditidae
Source: the annotation of a GenBank genome assembly